Microtus oregoni (creeping vole) is the source of this 2122-nucleotide messenger RNA. It is a transcript of the gene Xrcc1, whose product is annotated as X-ray repair cross complementing 1. Gene Ontology annotation, cellular component: nucleus. The coding region runs from base 99 to 2054 and encodes 651 amino acids. Gene Ontology annotation, biological process: base-excision repair; single strand break repair; double-strand break repair via nonhomologous end joining. Gene Ontology annotation, molecular function: damaged DNA binding. The record is from RefSeq and is a predicted model, not a curated record. The transcript has 16 exons. NCBI's taxonomy places the organism in Eukaryota, Metazoa, Chordata, Mammalia, Rodentia, Cricetidae.
UGUAGGGCGCGCUCGACCCUCAAGCUUCUCCCGGGGCCCCUCUGCUGGAAGGAACCCUUCUUCGUUCUGUAGUCGGUAGCACGUCCACGGUUGUGGACAUGCCGGAGAUCAGCCUCCGCCACGUCGUGUCCUGCAGCAGCCAGGACUCGACCCAUUGUGCAGAAAACCUUCUCAAGGCCGACACUUACCGGAAGUGGCGCGCAGCCAAGGCAGGCGAGAAGACCAUCUCUGUGGUCCUACAGUUGGAGAAGGAGGAGCAGAUACACAGCAUAGACAUUGGGAACGAUGGCUCAGCCUUUGUAGAGGUGCUGGUGGGCAGCUCGGCGGGAGGAGCCACAGCUGGUGAACAGGACUAUGAGGUCCUUCUGGUCACCUCCUCUUUCAUGUCCCCUUCUGAGAGUCGAAGUGGUUCAAAUCCCAACCGCGUUCGUUUCUUUGGACCUGACAAGUUAGUCCGGGCUGCAGCAGAGAAGCGCUGGGAUCGUGUUAAAAUUGUGUGCAGCCAGCCAUACAGCAAGGACUCACCCUAUGGCCUGAGUUUUGUGAGGUUUCACAGCCCUCCAGACAAAGAGGAGGUGGAGGCUCCAUCCCAGAAGGUGACAGUGACCAAGCUCGGCCAGUUCCGUGUGAAAGAGGAGGAUGACAGUGCCAAUUCCCUAAAACCAGGGGCUCUCUUCUUCAGUCGCAUCAACAAGACAUCUUCAGCCUCUGCUAGCGACCCAGCGGGACCCAGCUAUGCAGCAGCUACACUGCAGGCCUCAAACGCAGGCUCCUCGGCCUCUCCAGUCUCCAAGGCUUUGGGUAGCUCUUCCAAGGUGAAGUCAUCAGACACUGGGGUAUGGGGAAUGAGAGAAGCUGGAAACCUCAGCCCAUCCCUGCCUCCUCAACCUCAGAAGUCUCCCAAAGGGAAGAGGAAACUGGACUUGAACCUAGAAGACAGGAAGCCUCCCAGCAAACCUUCAGCAGGGCCACCUGCCCUCAAGAGACCCAAAUUGCCUAUUCCUAGUCGCUCCCCAGCUGGAGCCCCAGCCUCUGCCCCAGCACAGAAGGCGGUCCCAGGGAAGCCCCAGGGAGAAAGCUCUGAGCCCAGGGUAGCCCGAGCUGGCCCCCAGGAGCUGGGGAAGAUUCUGCAGGGUGUGGUGGUGGUGCUCAGUGGCUUCCAGAACCCCUUCCGCUCAGAGCUGCGGGACAAAGCCCUGGAGCUGGGGGCCAAGUAUCGGCCAGACUGGACUCCGGACAGCACACAUCUCAUCUGUGCCUUUGCCAACACUCCCAAGUACAGCCAGGUCCUGGGCCUCGGAGGCCGUAUUGUGCGGAAAGAGUGGGUGCUGGACUGCUACCGGAUGCGGCGCCGGCUGCCCUCCCGGAGGUACCUCAUGGCAGGUCUUGGCUCCAGCAGUGAGGACGAGGGGGACUCUCCCAGUGAGAGCGGUGAAGAUGAAACUCCCAAGCUUCCCCAUAAGCGGCCCCAGGCCAAAGCCAAGACCCAGGCAGCAGGACCUAGCUCACCAAAAAGACCACCAACUCCAAAAGAGACGAAAGCACCCUCACCAGGACCCCAGGACAAUAGUGACACUGAGGGGGAACAGUCAGAAGGACAGGACAAUGGGGCAGAAGAUUCCGGGGACACGGAGGAUGAGCUGAGGAGGGUGGCCAAGCAGAGGGAGCAGAAGCAGCCCCCAGCUCCAGGGGAGAAUGGCGAGGACCCGUAUGCUGGCUCCACAGACGAGAAUACAGACACCGAGGCUGACCUGCCAAUUCCAGAGCUGCCAGACUUCUUCCAAGGCAAGCACUUCUUCCUUUAUGGGGAGUUCCCUGGGGACGAGAGGAGGAAGCUCAUCCGAUAUGUGACCGCUUUCAAUGGUGAGCUUGAGGACUACAUGAGCGAGCGUGUCCAGUUCGUUAUCACAGCCCAGGAGUGGGACCCCGUCUUUGAGGAGGCCCUGAUGGACAACCCUUCCCUGGCGUUCGUCAGGCCCCGGUGGAUCUACAGUUGUAAUGAAAAGCAGAAGUUACUCCCCCAUCAGCUCUAUGGGGUGGUGCCCCAGGCCUGAGUGUGCACACCUGUAUGCAUGUGUACACGUGUGCACACAUGAGUUUAAUAAAGACUUUUUUUGGCAUA